Molecule: messenger RNA, 3227 nt
Organism: Cercocebus atys (sooty mangabey)
Lineage: Eukaryota; Metazoa; Chordata; Mammalia; Primates; Cercopithecidae
Gene: IGFBP3
Product: insulin-like growth factor binding protein 3
Exons: 5
Coding region: 136-1011 (291 amino acids)
Biological process (GO): regulation of insulin-like growth factor receptor signaling pathway
Cellular component (GO): extracellular region
Molecular function (GO): fibronectin binding; insulin-like growth factor I binding; insulin-like growth factor II binding
Source: RefSeq, a predicted model, not a curated record
CCAGAUGCGAGCGCUGCGGCUGGGCGCUAAAGAUCGGCCGCUGCCUGCCUGGAUUCCACAGCCUCGCGCCGCGUACUGUCGCGCCAUCCCUGCGAGCCCCGGCCUGCCAAGCAGCGUGCCCCGGUGGCGGGCGUCAUGCAGCGGGCGCGACCCACGCUCUGGGCCGCUGCGCUGACUGUGCUGGUGCUGCUCCGCGGGCCGCCAGUGGCGAGGGCUGGCGCGAGCUCUGCGGGCUUGGGUCCCGUGGUGCGCUGCGAGCCGUGCGACGCGCGUGCACUGGCCCAGUGCGCGCCUCCGCCCGCCGUGUGCGCCGAGCUGGUGCGCGAGCCGGGCUGCGGCUGCUGCCUGACAUGCGCGCUGAGCGAGGGCCAGCCGUGCGGCAUCUACACCGAGCGCUGUGGCUCCGGCCUCCGCUGCCAGCCGUCGCCCGACGAGGCGCGCCCGCUGCAGGCGCUGCUGGACGGCCGCGGGCUCUGCGUCAACUCUAGUGCCGUCAGCCGCCUGCGCGCCUACCUGCUGCCAGCGCCGCCCGCUCCAGGAAAUGCUAGUGAGUCGGAGGAAGACCGCAGCGCCGGCAGUGUGGAGAGCCCGUCCGUCUCCAGCACGCACCGGGUGUCUGAUCCCAAGUUCCACCCCGUCCAUUCAAAGAUAAUCAUCAUCAAGAAAGGGCAUGCUAAAGACAGCCAGCGCUACAAAGUCGACUAUGAGUCUCAGAGCACAGAUACCCAGAACUUCUCCUCCGAGUCCAAGCGGGAGACAGAAUACGGUCCCUGCCGGAGAGAAAUGGAAGACACACUGAAUCACCUGAAGUUCCUCAACGUGCUGAGUCCCAGGGGUGUGCACAUUCCCAACUGUGACAAGAAGGGAUUUUAUAAGAAAAAGCAGUGUCGCCCUUCCAAAGGCAGGAAGCGGGGCUUCUGCUGGUGUGUGGAUAAGUACGGGCAGCCUCUCCCAGGCUACACCACCAAGGGGAAGGAGGACGUGCACUGCUACAGCAUGCAGAGCAAGUAGACGCCUGCCGCGAGGACACCUCUCAGCACCUAAGCUGUCAUUCAUCCACAUGCAAAGUGAAGAUUUUCAAAGUUAGGCUUUGCCCGUGAAGUCUGGAGGUCCAUUUAUCUUCACAGGGAAACUGUUUUAAUCCGCAAGAACCUGCUACAGAUACGUGUAUCUAAAUUAAAAAUGUGAAUGUGAGACAGCUGAAAUAGCUCAGUUGGGAGAGCAUCAGUCUGAAGAUGCGGCUUUUUUUUCUGUAAAAUAUAUUAUGAAUGUUCUGUUAGUCUGUGGCUAAUAUAAUUUUAAUAAAGUUCAUUUAAAUCUGGUAGAAAAAUGAAAUUUUAAACAAUCAUUUUAGAGAAUGCUAUUAUACCCAGUAUUCUGUUUUCUUUUAAUAAAUGAGGGAACUAUUGGGGGAAAGAAAUAAAUACAUUUUCUUUCAUUUUAUUAAGACAAAUUUAGUAAGCAAAAGAAAUUUGCACGUUUAGUUAGAAGGGUUUCUUUUUUCCUUACAAGUUGGAAAAACAUAAUUCUAAUUUGAGGGUAACUCUUUGACAGUGAACCCUGUGAGCAGCAGAUGGUACUUGUUGUUGUGUUUAAAAACAUGGGUUGAGACCCUAGCCCUGCACUUGCAGGCCUAGUGCCAUUAGCCUGCAGGCUGUGCUGGAUAUCUCAGGGCAAGAGUUGAGCCCUUUUGAUUUUGGGGGGAUUAUUUCAAUAUAUUUCUUUUUCUUUUUGUUUUAGUUAAUGUGGAGCUCAAAUAUGCCUUAUUUUGCACAAAAGACUGCCAAGGACAUGACCAGCAGCUGGCUACAGCCUCGAUUUAUAUUUCUGUUUGUGGUGAACUGAUAUUUUUUUAAACCAAAGUUUAGAAAGAGGUUUUUGAAAUGCCUAUGGUUUCUUUGAAUGGUAAACUUGAGCAUCUUUUCACUUUCCAGUAGUCAGCAAAAAGCAGUUUGAAUUUUCUUGUUGCUUCCUAUCAAAGUACUCAGAGACUCAAGCACAGUACCCAGACUUCAUCCCCCCGUGGAAUGCUCACCACAUGUUGGUCGAAGCAGCCAACCACUGACUUCAUGACUUAGGCGGCUGUGUUGCCUAUGUAGAGAACACGCUUCACCCCCACUCCCUGUACAGUGUGCACAGGCUUUAUUGAGAAUAGGGAAACCCUUACACCCCGGUCAUCCGGACAUCCCGACGCAUGCUCCUGGAGCUCACAGCCUUCUGUGGUGUCAUUUUUGAAACAAGGGCUUGGGUCCCUCAACCAAGAAUAAUGUUUAUAUCUUCAUUGGUCUGUACUGCUUGGGGACUAUUGGAGAAAAUAAGGUGGAGUCCUACUUGUUUAAAAAAAUGUAUAUCUAAGAAUGUUCUAGGGCAAUCUGGGAACCUAUAAAGGCAGAUAUUACGGGCCCUCCUUUUCAGGAACCUUCCUGAAGACAUGGCCUAGUUGAAGGCCCAGGAUGGCUUUUGCUGUGGUCCCAUGGGGUAGGAGGGACAGAGAGACAGGGAGAGUCAGCCUCCCCAUUCAGAGGCAUCACAAAUAAUGGCAUGAUUCUUCAGAUGAUUGCAGAAAAUAGUGUUUCGUAGUUCAACAACUCAAGACAAAGCUUAUUUCUGAGGAUAAGCUCUUUAAAGGCAAAGCUUUAUUUUCCUCUCUCAUCUUUUGUCCUCCUUGGCACAAUGUAAAAAGGAAUAGUAAUAUCAGAGCAGGAAGGAGGAAUGGCUUGCUGGGGAGCCCAUCCAGGACACUGGGAGCACAUAGAGAUUCACCCAUGUUUGUUGAACUUAGAGUCAUUCUCAUGCUUUUCUUUAUAAUUCACACAUAUAUGCAGAGAAGAUAUGUCCUUGUUAACAUUGUAUACAACAUAGCCCCAAAUAUAAUAAGAUCUAUACUAGAUAAUCUUAGAUGAAAUGUUAGAGAUGCUAUAUGAUACAACUGUGGCCAUGACUGAGGAAAGGAGCUCGUGCCCAGAGGCUGGGCUGCUCUCCCAGAGGCCAAACCCAAGGAGGUCUGGCAAAGUCAGGCUCAGGGAGACUCUGCCCUGCUGCAGCCCUCGGUGUGAACACACGCUGCACAGAGGUCUCCUUGAAAACAGAGGGGUCUCAAGACAUUCUGCCUACCUAUUAGCUUUUCUUUAUUUUUUUAAUUUCUGGGGGGAAAAGUAUUUUUGAGAAGUUUGUCUUGCAAUGUAUUUAUAAAUAGUAAAUAAAGUUUUUACCAUUAAAAAUAAAAA